This is a messenger RNA of Molossus molossus (Pallas's mastiff bat), 1446 nucleotides long. It is a transcript of the gene C1QL2, whose product is annotated as complement C1q like 2. Gene Ontology annotation, molecular function: protein binding. The coding region runs from base 18 to 881 and encodes 287 amino acids. The record is from RefSeq and is a predicted model, not a curated record. Lineage: Eukaryota; Metazoa; Chordata; Mammalia; Chiroptera; Molossidae. The transcript has 2 exons.
UCGGCGUGCUCCUGGCCAUGGCACUGGGACUGCUCAUCGCGGUGCCGCUGCUGCUGCAGGCGGCAACCCCCGGAGCCGCGCACUAUGAGAUGAUGGGCACCUGCCGCAUGAUCUGCGACCCUUACAGCGCCGCGCCCAGCGGGGGCCCCGCGGGGGCCAAGGCGCCGCUGCCUGGACCCAGCACUGCCGCCCUGGAAGUCAUGCAAGACCUGAGCGCCAACCCACCACCCCCUUUCAUCCAGGGACCCAAAGGCGACCCGGGACGACCCGGCAAGCCGGGGCCACGGGGGCCCCCUGGAGAGCCUGGCCCGCCUGGACCCAGGGGUCCCCCGGGGGAGAAGGGCGACUCGGGGCGACCUGGGCUGCCAGGGUUGCAGCUUACGGCGGGAACGGGAGGAGGUGACACGGUGGUGGGUGGCGAAACUCGGGGCGGCGGCGACUCUGAGGGCGAAGUGACCGGCGCGCUCAGUGCCGCCUUCAGCGGUCCUAAGAUCGCCUUCUACGUGGGUCUCAAGAGCCCCCACGAAGGCUACGAGGUGCUCAAGUUCGACGACGUGGUCACCAAUCUCGGCAAUCACUACGACCCCACCACCGGCAAGUUCAGCUGCCAGGUGCGCGGCAUCUACUUCUUCACCUACCACAUCCUAAUGCGCGGCGGCGACGGCACCAGCAUGUGGGCGGACCUCUGCAAGAACGGGCAGGUCCGGGCCAGCGCCAUCGCGCAGGACGCCGACCAGAACUACGACUACGCCAGUAACAGCGUGGUGCUGCACCUAGAUUCUGGAGACGAGGUCUACGUGAAGCUGGACGGCGGGAAGGCGCACGGAGGCAAUAAUAACAAAUACAGCACGUUCUCUGGCUUUCUUCUAUACCCGGACUAGGGGCGCAGGGAGCGAGGUGAGGUGGCUUCAGGUCGCCCUGUGCUCAUGGGGGCGUGCUGUUCCCUGGCAAGGACCACUCUCGCUGCAUGACACUUCUUGACAUCUUGGAAAAGACACAUUCCCGCUGUCCUCCCUGCCUGGCUCCCGUCCUCAGUGUGUCUACGACUCACUACGCUCUGGGCAGUGCUCAGGUCCCUGUCCCCAAGCCGGGGAGGGAGAGGGCGACGCCAGCCUGGUGAGACGAGCGUGAACCUGAACCCCAGAAGCUGUGGACAGCAGCAGCGGCCGCGGCAGCAGCGCGGAGUUAGCAAACCUGAUUGGACUGGACAGGCUGGGCGGAGCAGCCACCCUCUCAGUCCCCCUCCUCUGAGUGCCCUCAGACCGGGGCCUUCCAAACCUGGCCAGCGAGGUAGGCCAAAGUGCGCAUGAGCUCCCUGGGGCGUCCUUUGGGACUCGAAAUACUUGUGCAAAUUUCCCUGUCCAUCAGUCAAAACCCCACCCGCCUCAGAAUCCCAGCAAAGGGAAAUUCGCCUCUCCACCAACUCCCGAGACUCAGACCCACUGC